Messenger RNA from Hypoxylon fragiforme, 1954 nucleotides. RefSeq names its product adenylyltransferase. Gene Ontology annotation, molecular function: adenylyltransferase activity; thiosulfate-cyanide sulfurtransferase activity; URM1 activating enzyme activity. Gene Ontology annotation, biological process: protein urmylation; tRNA wobble position uridine thiolation. The transcript has a single exon. Lineage: Eukaryota; Fungi; Ascomycota; Sordariomycetes; Xylariales; Hypoxylaceae. The coding region runs from base 312 to 1856 and encodes 514 amino acids. The record is from RefSeq and is a predicted model, not a curated record. Gene Ontology annotation, cellular component: cytosol; cytoplasm.
CAUAGUACUACUAGUAGAGUGUUACAUUUAUCGGGAUUGAUCCGAGUGGAGAAAACGGGAGCGGGACCAUAAAGAUAUUUUAUAAAUCUGAUUUUAAUCUGAUCUCAUUGAAGUUACAUACCUGCCCUAUUUACGUAAUCCAGGUUUGCUUCAAUGCUUCGUCUUAUUGCAUCUCCAGCUAUGAUUUAAUUUUACACAAGUUCAACCUUGACUGGCGUCAAAGGAAGCUAUGUACCCGGCCACCUAGGCAGUUUAGCGCUCAACCAUCUCGGCGGUACUAUCUGUGCAUGGACACAUAGGUACCCAGAGUCAUGGAUAGUAUGGGUUCAACAGUUCCCACCAAGGCAGAGCAGCUCCGCAGGAAAAUCCUGCAGGCGGAGCAAGAGCUCGAAGAGUUACGAAGGCAACUGGAAAGAGAAGAACUCGAGGCUCAGGAGACCAGCUCAAAACCUUCCACCAACGACCUCCUCCACCCGGAGUGGAAGUGGCCGCUACAAGAAGAUGAAUACUCCCGCUACGGCCGGCAGCUCAUCCUCCCCGCCGUCGGGAUCCAGGGGCAACUGCGCCUCAAGUCGACCUCCAUACUAAUCAUCGGCGCCGGCGGCCUCGGCUGCCCCGCCACCGCGUACCUCUCCGGCGCCGGCAUCGGGACCCUCGGCGUCGUCGACGGCGACACCGUCGAGGCCUCGAACCUGCACCGGCAGAUCGCGCACAGCACCUCGCGCGUCGGCACGCCGAAAGUCGACAGCCUGAUCGCGUAUGCCCGCGCGCUCAACCCGAACGUGGCGUACGUGCCGCACAGAGAGCACCUGACGCCGCAGAACGCCGAGGACGUCGUCGGGAGGUACGACGUCGUGCUCGACUGCACCGACCACCCGACCUCGCGGUACCUGGUAUCGGAUAUCUGCGUGCUGCUAGGAAAACCGCUGGUUUCUGCGUCGGCGCUGCGGACGGAUGGCCAGCUGAUCGUGCUGAAUAACCCGCCCGCGGCGCAGGGAGAGACAGACACAGGCGGCCCGUGCUACCGCUGCGUGUUCCCCAAGCCGCCACCGGCGGAUAGCGUGAUUAGCUGCGGUGAGGGGGGCAUACUGGGGCCGGUCGUCGGCGUCAUGGGCGUGCUGCAAGCGCUGGAGGCUAUUAAACUAAUCGUGGCCGGGAUAGGGACAGCGAAGGACACGACAGGCUCGGGCUCGCUGCCACGGGAGGUCCCUACGCCUACCCUGCUUCUCUUCUCCGCUACUUCGAGCACGCCGUUCCGGUCCAUCAGGAUGAGACGGCGGAGACCGGACUGCUUCGCGUGCGGGUCCAGCUCGACGCUGACCCUGAAAGAACUGCGAUCCGGCUCGCUGGACUACGUCCAGUUCUGCGGCGUGACGCAGCCGGUCAACGUGCUCAAGCCCGAGGAGAGGAUUUCCGCUGCGGAGUACAGGGAUAUUGCUCUAGCAGCCGAAGCCGAAGCCGAAGCAACGCAACACGGUGUUCCAAAACAACACCUACUGCUGGAUGUUCGCGAGCGGGAACACUUCGACAUCGCCAACAUACCAGGGGCCGUCAACGUGCCCUUCUCCUCGCUGCAGUCGCGCGGCAAGCCACCACCCCUGAACGGAAACGGAAACGGCAACGGCAACGGCAACGACAACGGAGAAAAUAUUCCCACCCCGGACUAUGUACCGGACUCGCUACCAGCUGAUGCGCCAAUAUACGUGGUGUGCCGGGUUGGGAACGACUCGCAACUGGUGGCGCAACGGUUAAAGGAGAUGGGCCUGGACAGGAAUGGGCAGCGUUUCGUGGGAGAUAUCAAGGGUGGGAUGCGAGCUUGGAAACACGAGGUUGACAAGUCUAUGCCUUUCACGUAGGGUAGAAGUAAAGCAAAGUAAAGUAAAGUAAAACCACUGCUAUACUGCCAUGGCAAAAAGAAUAACUCAAUUUUUUAAAAUAAAAAUAUAUAAAAAAU